Molecule: messenger RNA, 734 nt
Organism: Drosophila hydei
Lineage: Eukaryota; Metazoa; Arthropoda; Insecta; Diptera; Drosophilidae
Exons: 3
Coding region: 141-566 (141 amino acids)
Source: RefSeq, a predicted model, not a curated record
UGUGUGUGUGUGCUUGUAUUGUUAUAGGCUUCGUUAGACGUGGCGCACAUAAAGCGGAUGGCAGUUAAAAACGCGUUGAACAUCGAGGCGCUGUUGCCCGGGCACAGGCGCUGAGAGCAGACACCAACAAUAACUGGAGCAUGUUCGACGGGGACGGUACUAUCAAUGAUUGUUAUGCAAUGGCCAAAUCGAUAACAGCAGCAACAACAACAACAGCUACAACAACAACAAUUACUGCGAUACACACACGCAAAGGCACAACGACAAUCACAUUUGUGUUGCUCUUAAUUUUAUGCUGUCUAUGUGAUUACAAUUAUGGCAGCUGGGCCUCGCAGUGCUGGAAGAAGCACAACUCGGGCUCGAUACAGACGCCGGAUGGUGAAUUCAAGCGCCCGUUUGGCAUACUCUGCACAUAUCGCUGUUUCCUCUGGUUUCCGCCAAUCUAUCCGUAUUGCGAGUUCAUCUUUGAUUUGCGUUUAUCGAGGCACUUCACAUCGUUUCCGGACUGCUAUGAGAUACGCUGUAAUGAGACGUUUACGUUCUUUGGCAGCGAGCCCAACUAUUGAUCGUCAGCAUGGUUCCUUUUGCUGCACAACUAUCGAUAACGCUAUCGAUGGUCGUAAAAUUGCAUUACAUAUGCAUAUGAGUGGGUAAAAAUUGGAUAUAAGCAGUAUUCCAGCUAUGCUAUUAAUACAUGUAUCGAUUAAUUACCAUGUUGGUGUUAUCGAUAAUUA